Messenger RNA from Sebastes umbrosus (honeycomb rockfish), 745 nucleotides. RefSeq names its product translation initiation factor IF-2-like. The coding region runs from base 1 to 597 and encodes 198 amino acids. Lineage: Eukaryota; Metazoa; Chordata; Actinopteri; Perciformes; Sebastidae. The transcript is spliced from 3 exons. The record is from RefSeq and is a predicted model, not a curated record.
AUGGAACAACCAGACGAUGGUCACACAGCUUUGCACCGUCACAGCUCAUCAUCUUUUCAUUUCUACUUUCAUAUAAAAACAUCUGAAAACAUCACGGAGCUGCAACCGCUGCUGCUGCAGGACCACUCAGCUCGGUUCGGUUCGGUUCGGCCCAGAGAACCGGUCAGAUCCGGGUCAGUCCAGCUGUUAACUCACAUCCAUCCCGGACCGGGAGGAGACCGGGAGGAGACCGGGAGACCGGGAGGAGACCGGGAGGAGACCGGGAGACCGGGAGGAGACCGGGAGGAGACCGGGAGACCGGGAGGAGACCGGGAGGAGACCGGGAGACCGGGAGGAGACCGGGAGGAGACCGGGAGACCGGGAGGAGACCGGGAGGAGACCGGGAGGAGACCGGGAGGAGUCCGGGAGGAGUCCGGGAGGAGACCGGGAGGAGACCGGGAGACCGGGAGGAGACCGGGAGGAGACCGGGAGACCGGGAGGAGACCGGGAGGAGACCGGGAGGAGACCGGGAGGAGUCCGGGAGGAGACCGGGAGGAGUCCGGGAGGAGACCGGGAGGAGUCUGCGGGUGUAACGAUGAAGAUUAUUAUAAAUAUUGAAUAUCUGCUGUUAGCCUGUUAGCCUGUUAGCAUCUAGCUCCUCCAGCUCUCUACAACGUUUCCUUGGUAACGCUCCUGCUGCUCUCUCAUUGGUCACCGCUGAUCCCGCCCACUUCCUGCUUCCGGUGUCCCAUGAUGCAACAGACCA